Suillus fuscotomentosus is the source of this 2431-nucleotide messenger RNA. RefSeq names its product ankyrin repeat-containing domain protein. The coding region runs from base 131 to 2335 and encodes 734 amino acids. Gene Ontology annotation, molecular function: protein binding. Lineage: Eukaryota; Fungi; Basidiomycota; Agaricomycetes; Boletales; Suillaceae. The record is from RefSeq and is a predicted model, not a curated record. The transcript has 3 exons.
AUGUCGAGUGGAGUGCUGUUGAGGAGGGCUUCCGCCUCCUCGAAAGGGAUCUUGGAAAACUUCAGGUACUUCAAUGCCUAUAUGACUGUUAUGUGUAACCUGAACCAACUCCUUUCAGCAAUUUAUAGAAAUGAACGCAACAGGAUUCAGGAAGAUUUUGAAGAAAUGGGAUAAGAGGUCGCGGUCAACAACGAAGGAGCUCUACCUCGCCAGGCAGGUUGAGGUCCAACCAGUCUUUAAUCGGCAGCUCAUAUCAGAGCUGUCUGAUACUGUAGCGUCCUGCCUCCUGGAUAUCACGGACCUAUCUGCUAGCUUGAAGGUUGAAGGUCCGGCUGCCUAUGAUUUCGUGAGCUUCAUCGAGAAAAAUAUGUACGCAGGACCGUUCCGCGAUUUUGAGCAUGAUUUGCGAAAAGCCGUGGAGAACUCGGAUAAAGCCUCUAUCAAGGAUCUUGUUCACCACUCGGAUCUUCUUGGUACACAGAAUGGAUGCAGAAUCAAUGUCACCCGCAUGCUGUGGAGGGUUAUCGUCGAUGCGCCACCUGAGUUAGCGGAUUUAGUACUCGCCAGCAUCACAGUCCCGUUCGACUUCGACUUCGUUGACGAUAUCAAUGGGCGAACAUGCAUCCACGAAGCAGCUGCCGCGGGAGCUCUUCGCCUCGUCAAUAUGUGUUUGGAGAAGUCAUCACAGCCAAAGAAGCUUGACGUUUAUGGUCGGUCUGCCAUGCAUUAUGCGGCGAUGCAUGGGUACGCGCAUGUCUGCAAGCGGCUUUUGGAAGCUUCCUUACCUCCACACGUUCUCGAUGUGGACAAUUGCAGCCCUCUGGUCUAUGCCACUUUGCAGGGAAGUCCGGAAUGUGUACAAGUGCUGUUGUGCGACCAGUGCAUCUCCCCAUCAUUCACUGCGCCGAACGACAAUCUAAAUCCUCUUGCUUUGGCUAGUCAGCAUGGUCAUUUAGAAAUUGUAUCUCUUCUUCUGAAAAGAGGGGCACGUUGCAUGCCAAAUAGCAAUGGCGAGUACCCUAUACAUCUUGCCGCACGGGACGGUCAUGCCGAGGUUGUCAGGCUUCUUCUGGGCCAUGGAGGUUGGGAUACUCCAGACAAGUACCACGAGUGGACGCCUCUCUUUCACGCCGCGCGCCAAGGUCGCGCAUCUUGCCUUCGAACUCUCUUGGAGGCUGGUGUUCGGAUGGACUUGACUGAUGAAGUAGGACAUCAGGCGGUUCAUUAUGCGGCCUGGUAUGGGCAUCGAGAGUCUGUAGAAAUCCUUAUCGAAGCUGCAGCGAAGGUACCCCACGCCACAGAAAUCGCUAGUCUUGGCCCCAAGUCUCCACUGAAUAACACAGAAAUGCAAGUGGAUUCCGAGUUUGAUCAGAUCCCUUCGUUGUCACUUCCCCCUCCGAUCAUGCCGCAUCGCGUAUACGGGCAUAAUUAUUUGGACAAGAACUAUCUCGUCGAAGUUACCGUCAACAAUAACCUUUUCCGAGGCGCGGGUGUAGCACUCCAUCCCCGCCUGACCAGCUCUAUUAUUGCGCCCAAUUUGUCACUUCCAUCUUCAAAACCCCUGAAAAUGGUAAUCACCGCUGGUCCUGGCGUCAAUGCUGCUCCGUAUAGCAUUUUAUUGCCUCAAAUGGAAGAGUGCGAUGUCUUUGUCUUCCAAUCCCCGUCGCUGAAAGGGUUGAGCCUGGAAUUUUCGAUAUACCCCAAUUUCGGCACUAAAACGAUUGGGCGUGCAAUCGCUCAUCCAUCGGUUUUGCAAGGCUGCGAUGGCGUAUCAGAUGUCACGCUUCCCAUCCUUGACACUCGUCUUCAUAGUAUCGGAGAAGUUACUGUCUCAAUCAAUGUCAUAACACCAUUUCAAGGUGUUACGUUGGAGGUGGGCGGAGCGGUGGAAACCUACUGGAAAUCGAUGGCAAUACCCAGAGGCACGCCUUCCAAUUCGCAAACAUCAUUGCCGUGGCAGCAAUCUCCCGGCUCACUGGAUUCGACAUAUACGUCACCCUCGAUACAUUCCAACGCCACCUCCCCGUUGCAUACAUUAACCUUAUCAUCAUUGAUCGGGAGUCACGUGCAUAUCACCGUGCAAGUCACGCGCGACCUGCAUCCUGUGAUAUUCGGUGACUAUCUUCUACCGGAGGCCUCUUUUGACCUUGGUGUUUCCGAUGUCAAUAUAGAACAGUUCCAGGCUCUGGCACGUCGAUUGAAGCGCGAUGAUAAGUCGCUUAGAAAAGCAGUAUCUGCGCAAGAAUGGUCCAGAAUGCUGUCACACAAUAUGAUUACCCUUGCGGAUGCAAUGCAGGUUUGGGCUCAAUCUUGUGGUGUCCGAUCGUUUCUUUGAAGUAAUUUGCUUUGCAGGUUCUUCCUACGCAGCUCGGCCUUACGUUAGAGUUGGCACUGCCUGCCGAGCGUCGAGACCGUGGUUCCAUAAGAUGCC